CCCCCAACUUCUCACCCCAAAAACACUCCCACCCAGCUCCGGUGACCCGGACGUCCAGGUAGUGACCGAUGGGACGUGGGACGAACUUCGGUCUCGGACGUGGCCGAGUUCGUCUCGUCUCGUGGCCGCCCAGCCCGUUGCGGCUUGACGUCCUUCGUCUGACUGCCCAUCUCGAUCCUGUUCUCCCAUGGCGCAAGACGCGGGCGUGCCAGUGGUCGAAGAAGCCAAGGAGUGGAAAGGCGCCACUGGAUCCGACGACGAGGGCGAUGCCGACGAGCAUGCGACCUCCUCGUUUCGGGCGCGGGAGAGGCGGCUGUCGAUGGCGGAGGAGGUCCGCAAGGAAGAGCAAAUCAUGGGUGACACGCAAGUGGAGGUGGUGAAGCAGCAAGACGAGUGGAAGGGUGGAGACGAUUCCGAGGAGGAACAGGCCGAGCCCGUCGAGCGCACGGCUCAACGAAGGGCCUCGGAGUCCUUCGAGAAGAGAGAGAGCCGAAUACAGCAGGGCGCCUUGGUGCGCUCGAGCUUCAGCCAGAGUGAGCCGAGCGUGAUGUCCUUCGAGCAAACUGGCCGAGCAGCCGCGAGCACGCGGGACUCAGACAGAUGUAGCGAUCGAUGCACCAAUAUGUGUGUGCUGGCGUAGGGUGGAGGGUGGGAAC
Messenger RNA from Durusdinium trenchii, 656 nucleotides. The record is from the annotation of a GenBank genome assembly. NCBI's taxonomy places the organism in Eukaryota, Dinophyceae, Suessiales, Symbiodiniaceae.